AUGGAAGACGAAGCUGGGUUAGUUUCACAGAGAUCGGUAAAGGGAUUUCAGAUCAGAAAGGUUGCAGAAGGAAAUCGAAGUUACUUGACUCAAGAAGAAGAAUCAGAGGUUGAUUCAAAGGUAGAGGCUUCAAGGUUUGGUUGCAGAGACGUCUGA
Molecule: messenger RNA, 156 nt
Organism: Arabis nemorensis
Lineage: Eukaryota; Viridiplantae; Streptophyta; Magnoliopsida; Brassicales; Brassicaceae
Source: the annotation of a GenBank genome assembly